CCCCCACCUCCCACCCCCGUCACCUCCUGCCCAACUGGAAGUGGAUAAAAAGCCACCAGCUUCUCACGCCAUCAGUCACGGCGGUGGUCUAGUAAACACUUCCGGUCCUCUCGCUUCCUCGCUGUCUUGCGUGGGCAGAGCCAGGGCUGCCCGAGGGAGCUGAAGCCAAAAGGGGGCUACCCCCGGGCAUUCUGCGCCGCGGAGGAUGAGCGCGGCCGGGCCCGGGCCGGGGGCGAGGGGCCCAGUGAGCUUCGCUGACGUGGCCGUGUACUUCUCCCCGGACGAGUGGGGACGGCUGCGCCCCGCGCAGAGGGCCCUCUACAGGGACGUCAUGCGGGAGACCUAUGGCCACCUGGGCGCGCUGGGAUUUCCAGGUCCCAAACCGGCGCUCAUCUCCUGGAUGGAACAAGAAGCCUGGGAGUCAGAUGCCAACUCUCCCGAGGGUGAAUGGGAGAAGGCAGUAACCUGUGGAGCAGGAGCUAAGAACAAGGAAAAUAGGAAGAUGUGUGGAGAUGAGGAAGGACCUGUGAUCAGGAGACUGGAAGAUGUUGGACAGCUCACAACUAGGGCUGGGAAACACAAGAAUCAGCCAGCAAAGCUUCCCUCUGCUCCCCGGGGCCGCCCUCCCUCCAACCCCAGCCUGUGUAUCAACCUUUCAUCACCCAGGACUGACAAACGCCACGGCUGCAACAUAUGUGGGAAGCACUUUGCCUGGCGCUCCACACUGGUGGAACACAUCUACACCCAUACUGGUGAGAAGCCCUUUCGUUGCCCUGACUGUGGCAAGGGCUUCGGCCAGGCCUCUUCGUUGAGUAAGCAUCGAGCCAUCCACAGGGGAGAAAGACCUCAUUGCUGCCCAGACUGUGGCCGGGCUUUUACUCAGCGCUCAGCCCUUACCACUCAUCUCCGAGUCCACACUGGUGAGAAGCCCUACCAGUGUGCUGAUUGUGGCCGAUGCUUCAGCCAGAGCUCAGCCCUAUCUCAGCACCGUCGUGUCCACACUGGUGAGACACCCUUCCCCUGUGCUGACUGUGGCCGAGCCUUUGCCCAUGCCUCAGACCUACGGCGCCACCAGCGUACUCACACAGGUGAAAAGCCAUUCCCUUGUCCUGACUGUGGACGCUGCUUUCGGCAGAGUUCAGAAAUGGUUGCUCACAGACGAACCCACAGUGGUGAGCGGCCCUAUCCCUGCCCUGAGUGUGGGAGGCGAUUCAGUCAGAAGUCAGCCGUGGCCAAACAUCAGUGGAUCCAUCGGCCUGGUGCUGGAGGCAGGAGGGGCCAAUUGGCUGAGGUACCACCUGUGCAAAUUACCUCUGUCCGGGGAGAUUUAGAUCCCCCAGUGGGAUUCCAGCACUACCCAGAGAUCUUCCAGGAGUGUGGACCAGUGACUGGGCCUAGAGAUGAGGCCCUUCAGUCCACUGCAUACCAGGAAUGGCUUAUCAUAUGGGCCCCUCAGCAACUGGUUUACCCCGAGGGAAGUGGCUACCGGGUUGGGCUGAAGGUGGAAAGCGUUAACCCCUUAGCAUCUGGAAUCCGUGGGCAUCCUAAGAAGGGUAUCGAGGUGUGGGUGAGUGGGAGUGGGGAAUGUGGGGGGAGGCGGAACUUGGAGAGCUCAGAGGAAAGGGGUGGUCGGGGGUGGCUUUCCCUUCCGUUGUCAGGGAGAACAGGCGGAAAGGGUGGGGACCACUUAAGGGAUGCGAAGGACCGCAGGAGGUCUGUGCGCCGGAGCUGGAAGACCCUGCCCCGCGAGCGCCUUCGGGCCAAUCAGGCUCCGCGGGAGGCUCCAGGAGCUUGGGAGCUACAGUUAACGCCCCCACGAGCAGGGGGGCGCGGGGGCGGCAUGAAGGGGCUCUCCCCUUGGCAGCAGGAGGGCUUCGCUGACGGUCACGCUGCUCCCGAGCCCCGUUGUAAGGCCGGGGAAGGCGCGUCGCAGAGAUCCCGCCGUCCCCGUGUCAGAGGAAAGGGGCGGCGGCGGAGGUUGAUCGCUGAGCCAGAGCCAGGGCUCGAGCCUGUAGGGCCGGCCGCUCCCCGCCUCGCGGUCCCCAGAGUCUGGGGUUGCUGCUCCGGAGCUCCGGAGCACGCUUGCACGAGUCGAGCGGCCAGCAGCCGGACGGACAGACGGGUUAAUGCCACCGAGUCGCACCUCCGUGGAAUCCUAGAGCGGCAGCAGCGCCAGCAUAGCGGGGAGCUGGCCGCUCACGGACACUUCCUGUGCAGGGGGGCGGGGGGGGGGGACGGAGGGGGCUGGGCAGCCGCAGCCCAGCAAGGGGCUGGGGAACCGGGCCACCGACACUUGGGUCCUAGGAAGGGUACUUGUAGGGCUAGAGAGGGAAAAUCACUCUUGUUCUUCCCCAGAGGCUUCCCUCAGCUCCUGAUUUCUAAAAUGGAGCGAGAGGCCAGGCCGUGGGGCCUAGAUCCCCAGAGUCCCGAGGAGACGGAGAGCCCGAGAGGCACCCCCACAGGCAGUGAGUGUGGCAGAGCCAAGAGUGUGAGUGAGAAUGAGGAAGAGGUUCCUCAGCAAGAAGACUCUGAGAAUGAAGAUGUUGAAGAGAUACCCUUUGGAGUUGAACCUCAGAGUCCAGGUUUUGAUGAAAUUCCUGAGAUGCCCCUGAGCCCUGAGGAAAAGGAUCCUCUUGAUCUGUCCCUGGACUCCUACACUGAAGGGUAUGAACAUCAAGCCCCUAGGGACCUGCCCCUGGGGACCACCUUUGAGGUGCCCUCAGGGACCCUGCUCACUGACCCCCGAUUUGAGAUUCUUCAGGAGAACCCUCUCAACCUCACCCAGGCCAUCCACGGCCAAUCUCGGCGUGGUGGGGGCCCUCGAGGUCAAGGUAGGCAGCCCCCUCGACCCAAUAUCUGUGGUAUCUGUGGGAAGAGCUUUGGGAGGGGCUCCACACUGAUUCAACACCAGCGCAUCCACACGGGAGAGAAACCUUACAAGUGUGAAGUAUGUGGCAAAGCCUUCUCACAAAGCUCUGAUCUCAUCAAGCAUCAGCGCACACAUACAGGUGAACGACCAUACAAGUGUCCCCGUUGUGGCAAGGCCUUUGCUGACAGCUCCUACCUGCUCCGCCACCAGCGGACCCACACAGGCCAGAAGCCCUACAAGUGCCCACAUUGUGGCAAGGCCUUUGGCGACAGCUCCUACCUCCUGCGCCACCAGCGCACCCAUAGCCAUGAGCGACCCUACAGUUGCCCGGAUUGUGGCAAGUGCUACAGCCAGAACUCAUCCCUUCGAAGCCACCAGCGUGUCCACACAGGCCAGAGGCCCUACAGCUGUGGCAUAUGUGGCAAGUCCUUCUCACAGCGCUCAGCCCUCACCCCUCAUGCCCGAAGCCACACCCGAGAGAAGCCCUUCAAGUGCCCUGAGUGCGGAAAACGCUUUGGCCAGAGCUCUGUGCUUGCCAUUCAUGCCCGCACCCACCUACCUGGCCGCACCUACAGCUGCCCUGACUGUGGGAAAACCUUUAAUCGAUCAUCCACACUGAUUCAGCACCAGCGCUCCCAUACAGGUGAACGGCCCUAUAAGUGUGCUAUCUGUGGAAAGGGCUUUUGCCGCUCCUCCACUCUCCUUCAGCACCACCGUGUCCAUAGUGGUGAACGGCCCUACAAGUGUGAUGACUGUGGCAAGGCCUUCUCACAGAGCUCCGACCUCAUUCGCCACCAACGGACGCAUGCAGCUGGGCGGCGCUGACCAUGGAACCCCAGGAAGCAGGAAGAGGGUCACAUUGGGAGGGGGUGGGAAUAAGCAGCCUAGAGACAUAGGUAGAGUUUUUUUUGGGGGGAGGGGAAAGGGAGAAGGGUUAGGGUCAGAUACUUGGUUUCAGAGAAGGAAAUUGAACAUAAAACCUCCCUUAAAAGCUGGGGUAAGAAAAACAAACCUCUAUGCUCUAGGAGAGGGGUCUAGGAAAGAUGAAUUGAGUAUUCUGGCUUUUUCUGGGAAAAUAUCCCAGAAAAAGUUUUUAAAUAAGGGGCAGGAGCCAACAGCCAAGAGCAGGCCUUCCCUGUGCCCUCUGAAAGUCUUUGGGAGAAACAGAGGAGAAGAAUAGGCAGAAUGCUGACUGCCUAUGCACCAGUGCCAUCUGCUGGACUCCCAGAGAUGGCGAGUUGCUAGCUGUAGGGGGAUAGCUCGCUAGGUGGAUAGAUAGAGUGGGAAUUAGCUUAGUUGGGGAGCUCCCAGGCCCACUAGGAGUCAGGGAGAGGGUGGGACUGAGAAUUGGGGUGGGGAUCCGAGUAUCUGGAUUGGGCCUGGCCCCAGCAUUCAAUCUGGGGUCUCCUCUGCCCCAUCCUGCUGCAUCAUCACUGAUUCAAU
Molecule: messenger RNA, 4312 nt
Organism: Dromiciops gliroides (monito del monte)
Lineage: Eukaryota; Metazoa; Chordata; Mammalia; Microbiotheria; Microbiotheriidae
Gene: ZNF768
Product: zinc finger protein 768
Exons: 10
Coding region: 206-3694 (1162 amino acids)
Biological process (GO): regulation of DNA-templated transcription
Source: RefSeq, a predicted model, not a curated record